AUGGUAAGCGUCACUCAUCCAUCAGCUCCACUGAGAGAAAACAUAGUUCGUGUACAUACCCAUCCCUCUUUAUUGGUAAUUUCCCCAAGGUACUGCGGCACUUUUCAAGGAGAUUUUCAUAAACUUUUAAAAAAUUUAUUUAGUGGUAAUGAUACCAAAGUCACGUCUAUAAUCCAGGCAGAACUGCACUUAAUGGGUUUGCCAACAGCAGUAGUGGAAAGUUUUAUACCAAAGGUGAGUACUAGUUUUGGUGAAAAAUUUUACAAGGCAAGGAUAAUCAGUCAAAGUGGCUGUUCGAAAAGGGAUUCAUAUUGGUAG
Messenger RNA from Strongylus vulgaris, 318 nucleotides. Lineage: Eukaryota; Metazoa; Nematoda; Chromadorea; Rhabditida; Strongylidae. The record is from the annotation of a GenBank genome assembly.